AUUGUAACAUCAACAUCCUAUCCUAGUCGACUGACAAACAAAACAGAGCCAGAGCAAAGGCCGUGACAGUAGCUUCUUUAACUAAACUUAAACAGGGGAGGCAAAAUUCCCCAUUUUCUUAACUAUUAUGAAAAAGAUUUUCAAGUUGUGAUUUUGGUAGCCGUGAUUUUCAGAUACCUAACAUGAUGGAGAAGAGGACUGGACUUUUUGUUCUUCUGGUGGCUUCGGGUGCCUUGUGGACAGAAUGUGGUGCGACAGGGAGACCCGUGGUUGGGUAUCCAUUUAUGGAAGCUGAGUCGACUUGCCCUGGCAGAUAUUGUGGUCGGAUGUCCAAGGAAAAAGAAUGUGGUGCUUGCCCAAGAGGAUAUUCCCCUGACUCUGAGUCAGUUUGUCAGAGAUGUGAGAGUAGUCCUCAGUUCUAUGACUGGCUUUACCUUGGCUUCAUGGGGAUGGUGUCACUGGUCCUUCACUGGGGGUUCAUUGAUUUACUUUCCCCUCCUAAAAGAACUGUGCUUUUGCUUCAUCUAUCUGCGUUCAUAGAGACAGUGUUUGCUGCAUGGCUGACCUUAUUCCUGUCAGAACCUGCAGGUACCAUGAACAUUCGAUCCUGCUCCGUACAUCAAUUCAGCGAUUGGUACACGAUGUUCUUCAACCCCACACCAGAUUACUCCAACACCAUAUACUGCACGCAAGAGAUGGUAUACCCACUCUAUACCAUGGUGCUGAUUUACUACACGCUCUCCCUGGUGUUUAUGAUGCUGCUUCGACCUCUGUUCGCAUACAAACUGACAGGAUGUCAAGGGUCAAGAUCUAUUUAUGCUGCUCUGUAUUUCCUGCCCAUUCUGAUUUUCAUUCAUUCAAUAUUUGGAGGCAUAAUAUACUAUGCGUACCCGUACAUUACUGUGGUGGUGUCUGUCAUUACGAGCGCAUGCCAUCUGGCCACAGAGGAGGACCAGCGGAUGAAAGAGCUGUUGCGACACAGUUUCACCAACAUCCGCAGCCUGACCAUCCUGCUAGGCCACUGGGUGGUUCAUGCCUAUGGGAUUGUGGCCAUCACACAGCUGGGUCAGCCGUCGUUCCACGCUCCGCUCAUCGCCCUGGUACCGUUCCCCACACUGUUCUACAUCGUCACUGUUCGCUUCACAGACCCACACCUCAUAUUUCCUUACAGGACCAGCUCUCUUCAAGGAGUCUGACCCCGAGAAACAAUUUAUCUUGUUCAUAUUGAAUUGACUUUAUAUCUCCCCUUGAUGCCCACAGAUAUUACAGGUAUCAGCAUAAGGGGGAAGGGAAGUAAGUUUAUGGGCUGAGAGGAAAGAGCUCACAAGCUGCUUGAUCAACUGUUGGCUAUGGUUGUUAUGGACCAUCUUCCUCUCCCCCCCAUUCACCCCAAGUCAGUGGAUAUGGUCUUAAACAAAGAUCGUUAGAAUUCCCUGACGGAUGAGGGAAUCGUCAUGAAAGGAAACCUAGUCAGUGAUGAAAGAAAAUCAAGAUGAUGUUUCUGCCCUAGGGGUUGAUUGGAGAAAAAGUCCUAGUCUUUGAGAGAAAAUGUCUUAGACUGACACAACUUCCAGUAGGGCUUACUUGUUUUGAAUCAGACUCUGACUGAGCAAUAGCAUAAUUUUUGAAAACCCAAUCAGCAGAGACCCGCUGAUUUUAUUCAGUCACUUUGGUGAUAAAAGUAUUGCGAUUAUGCAACUUUCCAGGAAAUUCAGAAAGUUUGGAAUGUUCUAAAUUACUUUUGUUUCUUAAAAAUAGUUUUUCAUCCCAAUUUUGUCCAGAAUUAACAAAUGAAAAAACGAAACUUCUUUAUUGCAUCCUUACCAUCUUACAUGGUAAAAUUUCUGUAUAAAUGCAGGCCUACAAAAUAUCAAAAUACAUUCUUUUCUGGCCUACUCUUUCAAGUCUUCAUUCCAUUCCCCAAGGGUACAUAAAGUGUGGCAGCCUGCUAGCCUCUCAAGCACUACCAAUCUCUUAUUCUUAUUUCCAUUCUGUUCAGACAGAGCCGAUAUGGUAUGGUAUGACUAUGACAAAAGUGAUACAGCUUUAGAGAUUCUGGUGGUCCAGUGGUGCCUGACCUCAUUUUACAGAAAAUAUAGUCAUUUUGAGUAGCUGAGGGUGUCUGUGAAAUGAGUGAUGAAUGAGUGUCUGUGAGAUGAGCGAUAAAUGAGUGUCUGUGAGAUGAGUGAUAAAUGAGUGUCUGUGAGAUGAGUGAUAAAUGAAUGUCUAUGAGAUGAGUGAUAAAUUAAUGUCUGUGAGAUGAGUGAUAAAUGAGUGUCUGUGAGAUGAGUGAUAAAUUAAUGUCUGUGAUUUGACCGAGGGUGUCUGUUAGAUGAGUGAUAACUGAGCGUGUCUGUGGGCAAGACAUUUGGACCAUGGCCAGCACAAAUGGGUUUCCUCAAAAAUUGUCAAAAACCUGAUUAUUUUAUAAUGCAUUUAAAGCAAGAUCGAAUGCUUCGUCUCAAUAAAAUAAAUGGCGUAAAUAAUUCAAAGAAUAGAAAUGAAACAUGGACUAGAAGUUCACGAUAAAGCUUCUUCUGUGACAAAGGCUUUCUGGGAGAUGGGCCCAUCUGUGCCUGGCACCAUCAACGUGUUGGCAUAAUCCCUCGCUCUGAAGAAAAGUAACCUACACUGUGGCAGCCUGGUCCAAAGAUGUGCGUCUUGUGUUUUAUAAUUUAUUGAUGUGUCGUUUCAUUGUUUAAACAAAUAAAUAUCAGUUUCAGGACUUUGUGCAAUGAUCUGUAUGCCAUUGUUUUCAAUUGUCAGACAAGUUUUUGAAAAGGAUACAUAACUCAUCUUUCAAAAAUGCAUUGACUGGUAUUUCAGCAGUGAGAUUAAAAAAAAAUGUCAUUUCAUUUAAUUAAAUUAGUGACCUUGUUUGUAAAUAUCAAUUCCAUCUGUGUAAAUAUUAAAUAUGAACAAAAUACAUUGCCCUUAAUUAUGCAGUGGUCUCCGGCUAUUAGCACGUACCUUGGGUGACAAGACAAGCGUGCUCAUAUGCUAUUAUUGAUACUAUUAAGUAAAUUCCAAAGGGAAGUAAUGAAGAUCAAGUAUUCUGUUGAAUUUCUUUGAUUGAUGUGAACAGGUUGCAUCAGCUGCUCUCCAGUGAUAGGUUUUGUGUCAUUGAGCUGAGCUCACCCUGAGGUGUGAAGUUUUCCUUUGCUGAGCGAUGGCAGGAAACGAUCGUCAUUAUUACAGUACAGCCCUCUCACAUUGGCCACCCUCCACGUGUGGCUGAUCACUGGCAUUCCUCAUUGCACAAUUAUCACGCCAUGUCCUUAUAUAGAUGUCUUUUUCCUCUGAUAUAGAUUUCUUUUUCUCCCUGGCAGAGCUGCAAUUUCAUGCACAGGAUGGCAGAAUGUGGGAUUUGCUUCACUCCCGGUAGUUCCAAGCACUUAGGGGUUUAUGGCUGACAUGUUUUCUGACACCAGCACAAGAACAACCUUUCUUUUAGUUUUAGAUGGAUUGAUUGACUUAUUAGUUAUAAAUAAUUAAGAAAAUUUUGGUUCCAAAUGCUUCAAGUCCAACCAUAUUUUUAUCAGGCGUACUACAAGUCGGCGACCCUUUCUCUGUAUACAGUCCAGCAUGCACAUAACGAGCACUGAAAUAGCGAACCAAAUUUCAGGUCCGGAAUUUCAUACAUAAUGAAAAGAUUUCGGUGCCCCACCAAUUUCGCUAUGCGCAUGCUAAACAGUUUUCAAUUUAGAGCUAUUGCACAAACAGUAUGAGUAUGAGUGAACCUUCAGCUUUGCAGGGUGCAUGAGUGUGAAUUGUACCGUAUGCUUGACAUAUUUUACUGGCAUGUUUUCAUUUCAUUUCGCUAUACACUUUUAUGUAAGUUUGAAUGAUAUGUAUUAAGUCUCUUCUGUGAUUACUUUUUUUGAAUUGGCUGUAUACUUACUUGAAUAAAGUAUUAAAAUGAGAACAAAAGAC
Aplysia californica (California sea hare) is the source of this 3933-nucleotide messenger RNA. RefSeq names its product JNK1/MAPK8-associated membrane protein. The transcript has 8 exons. NCBI's taxonomy places the organism in Eukaryota, Metazoa, Mollusca, Gastropoda, Aplysiida, Aplysiidae. The record is from RefSeq and is a predicted model, not a curated record. The coding region runs from base 183 to 1196 and encodes 337 amino acids. Gene Ontology annotation, biological process: response to unfolded protein. Gene Ontology annotation, molecular function: ubiquitin protein ligase binding. Gene Ontology annotation, cellular component: membrane.